AUAAAAUGCUCUGCCCUGAAGUUUGGAACCUUCCGCCGCCGAAAACAGUGACACAUCUAGACCAAAAUGUCGACUUGGACACUGCGAUGAAAACUGUAAACAUGAACGAUUUCUACGAGAGUUUGGUGAUCACCUGCCCCGACGAGCUCCACACACCGAGCUUACUUGAAGAACUCAUCACUGACGACUGUGUUUAUUACAGGUUAAGUGAUUGUCCUGUGACCGCCUUCCUUGAUAUCACUUUCGUAGAAAACUUCGUAAAGAACGGAAAACUAUACUGUUUGUCGGUCAACCGAGACUGUUUGUCACAGAACUGUGUCGCUAUCACAGGCGGGUUAUUAAAGCUUCAUGUGAUAUACAAUGUUUUCCAAACUUUAGGCUUAGAAGGGACAAAACAAGCACAUGAUUUUUAUGAAGUAAAAAUUGACCUGACCAACAGCAAAAUCCUAAAUAAGGCGAAACUGGCACUAAGUAAACUCAAGACAUUUGAUUUCAUCAUAACCUGGGAGCCUCAUAGUGAAGAUGUUUGUCCGUCAUCCAUUGCCAAAUACUUUUUUGACAAAAACCACAUCAUUACUGCUGAAUCAGCUCAACUGAAAAGAGUCUCACCAUCUAUAACUGAAAUUCCCUCACUGAAAGGCGCAGACCCUGAAGAGUUAUCAGAAUGGCUUGGAAUGCUAGCUUGCGGAGGGAACCUCACUCCAACCUAUGACUAUGUGAGCACAUACAGCCAGCCGAAGAGUGAAAAUCCAAUGCCUUCAACUAGGAUAUCACUUUUAAUUGCCAAUGGUUUUUUCACACCUUCAUUAAUCCAGAAGCUCAGCAGCCAGAUGUCGGAAUAUGCAAAUAGUCGAGAACUAGACAACUUCUGGGCCUCACUGAGUGUUCAGAGCUUUACGGAUUGUCCCUGGAGAUGGAACUACAGCAGUAAAAGCGUAUUUCAAUCUCAUGAUUCCUCUACUAGUAUAUUCUUUAGUAAAGAAGGAAAUACUGUGUACUCUAUAGGGCAAAUAAAGAUUUCAUAACUAAAACUGUC
Messenger RNA from Plutella xylostella (diamondback moth), 1036 nucleotides. RefSeq names its product ribonuclease P protein subunit p40. Lineage: Eukaryota; Metazoa; Arthropoda; Insecta; Lepidoptera; Plutellidae. The record is from RefSeq and is a predicted model, not a curated record. Gene Ontology annotation, biological process: endonucleolytic cleavage in ITS1 to separate SSU-rRNA from 5.8S rRNA and LSU-rRNA from tricistronic rRNA transcript (SSU-rRNA, 5.8S rRNA, LSU-rRNA); tRNA 5'-leader removal. Gene Ontology annotation, molecular function: ribonuclease P activity; ribonuclease MRP activity. Gene Ontology annotation, cellular component: multimeric ribonuclease P complex; ribonuclease MRP complex.